Messenger RNA from Trypanosoma grayi, 348 nucleotides. RefSeq lists its product as hypothetical. The coding region runs from base 1 to 348 and encodes 115 amino acids. NCBI's taxonomy places the organism in Eukaryota, Euglenozoa, Kinetoplastea, Trypanosomatida, Trypanosomatidae. The transcript has a single exon. The record is from RefSeq and is a predicted model, not a curated record.
AUGCCUGCGGCUGAUAACUCUCCCCCAACAAAGACGUCGGGAAGGAACCCCGUCGAUGAGAGUGUGGAGGCACAGCCGAAUGGUGACGCAACACCGAUGCCCUGCGUCGGACAGGAGCCAUUUAACGACGCUACCACGCCUGAGAACCCGUACCUUCUCCCGAGUACAGUUGAUACCCACUCUGCUAUUGACAUUAGUGGUUCAGAUCAUCCACAUGAGUUUCAUCACCAAGUGCCGGAGCAGUGGGAGGUACGUGCGCCGGAUACAUACGAGAUGCAAUGCAGUGGGCUAACCGGUAGGACUCCCUCUUCAACGAGAACUUGUGCAUUCUUUAUUGAUGGUUCUUAG